AUGGCCCUCAAUUCGGUAGCCUUGAGCGAGUUCACUUACCGGAGUGAUGCGUAUGAAUAUUCAAUCCGCUGGACAUGUCUCGGCGAUGAUAGCAACCCGCCGCUUAUUUUCGUCCACGGAACACCAUGGUCUUCAUAUGUCUGGAUACCUUUUGCAAAGUCACUUGCCGCGCGUUACAAGAUUUACCUCUUUGAUAAUCCUGGCUUCGGUGAAUCACUCGGGGGUACGCCAAUAGCUCCCAAAUAUGGUGCCACCGAACUGGACGCAUCCCUCGCCGGCCAAGCCGAGGCAUUUACCGCCCUUUACAAGUCAUGGAAUUUCACGACUGACCGACUUCCACACGUCAUUGCACAUGAUAAUGGCGGGCUUAUCACACUCCGCGCGAAUAUCUUGUUUGGCUGUCAAUACGCCAGCCUCUGCCUGAUUGACGUUGUCGCUCUAUGCCCUUUCGGAAGUCCUUUCUUCCGUCUUGUGUCGCAGAACCAGUCUAUCUUCAAAUCGAUCCCGGACGGAGUUUUCCGAGGCAUGGUUCACGCAUAUAUCCGGGGCGCGGCAUUUAAGCCUCUCCCGAGUCUUGUUGAAGACCGGCUCGUACAACCGUGGGUUGCCGGUGGGCGUCAGGGCCAAGAGGCGUUUACCCGACAGAUGGUACAAGCUGACCAGAUACAUGCGGAGGAAAUAGAGGGACGAUAUGGAGAUAUUGGUAGCACGGUUCCAGUGAAGAUUAUCUGGGGAAUGGAGGACAAAUGGAUCCCCGUUGAUCGCGCAGAGAGAUUAGCCCAGAAGAUCGGGGCAAAGGAAGUCGUGUUGGUCAAGGAAGCAGGGCAUUUGAUCAUGUUUGAUCAACCGGAGCGGCUGGCUACGGAACUUGCCAUAUGGUUGACGGAGGUGACGGUGUAA
This is a messenger RNA of Penicillium riverlandense, 900 nucleotides long. RefSeq names its product alpha/beta fold hydrolase. Bases 1 to 900 code for a protein of 299 amino acids. The transcript has a single exon. NCBI's taxonomy places the organism in Eukaryota, Fungi, Ascomycota, Eurotiomycetes, Eurotiales, Aspergillaceae. The record is from RefSeq and is a predicted model, not a curated record.